This is a messenger RNA of Planococcus citri (citrus mealybug), 1621 nucleotides long. RefSeq lists its product as uncharacterized. NCBI's taxonomy places the organism in Eukaryota, Metazoa, Arthropoda, Insecta, Hemiptera, Pseudococcidae. Bases 354 to 1268 code for a protein of 304 amino acids. The transcript is spliced from 2 exons. The record is from RefSeq and is a predicted model, not a curated record.
CUGUUUUCGAGUUGGAUAUCUCCAUAGAUGAUAAAGCAUUCGUUAUCAUCGAUUUUUGGUACAUGUUUAUUAAUUCAAGUUUGAUGUUGAAAGAAAAAAAAACAUUUCCUGACUCGUAGAAAUAACGUAACGACUUUUUGUUUAAAGAUGAAUGUUUUUUUAUUGGCGGAUUUAUGCGAGAUUUACUUUUGCGUGAUUUGAUACUUAUGCAAGUAAUUUAAUCUAUACGUUUCGAUAUAGGUAUUUAAUUUUUAAGUAUGAGCUUGAAAAUUUAGAAGCCCACAGAAAGUAUAAGAAAACAAGAUUCAUAAAAUUAUUACAGAGCAUUACCGCAUAUAUCACUUUCUGAAGAAAUGAAUUUUCUCGUAUGGGGUUUUAUUUAUUGUUUAUUUUUCAUAAAUUCAAGUGCUGAAUCAGGAUUAUCGCAAGAUAUUACAUUUACAUCAAGCAGAAGCCGUGUUGUAGUCUUCGACGUCGAUGAUACACUUUGCAAAGAGCGAGACGUUCGAAUAGUAUUUUUCUCUGCUGGUGACAAAGAAAGAAAUUUUUUGGUGAUCCCUCAGCUACUGACGUCCUUCUGGGGUAAAGUGAAAUUUGAAGUAUUAAAAGCCAAAGGACAAUUCGAUAUUUUCUCAAAGGAGAAUUUGCGCCGGGGACAUCGCACGUUUCGUACGGGCGAAGGAAAUUACGCGAAAGAUUUGAAAGUAGUUAUACGAGAAGGUGAAACGUUAUCGGAUGUUAUUUUAGUGGAUGAUGAUCACACUUACUGUGCUGACGAUCAAAGACCACUUUUGGUGACCGUGAAUCUACUCGGGUGGUCAAUAAAAGAGGAAGACAAAAAAGAAAAAUCAGAAGAAGGGCCCUUGAUUUCAUCUUGGGACUGGGAAGAAAAACAUUCUAGUUUUUAUUUGAACAGCGUUUACUUCAUGAUCGGUGUAUUUAAGACCUAUUUCGAGAAUGAAAAGUAUAAAAUAUUACCUUUUAGAGAAGGUUUAAAUGUAAUUCUUCCUGAAAAAAAUUACUACAAUAGUUUCUUUGAGAAACAUUUGUUCGCCUACGAUAUGUAUGAUUUAGGAUUAUCAGAGGUACAAAAACGAGUACCUAAUGCCAAGUUUUAUGGCUUGAGACAUCCAGAAAUUGGUACUUAUGGAAAUAAACCGUGGCACAAUGAAUGUACACAACAGAAGCAAGUCCGAAUUGCAAAUGAAUUGAUGGAAGCAUUCGUGAUGAAUUUGUGGGAAAGUUACAGUACAAAAUAUGUAAAAUAAAUAUAACCCAUGUUUGCAAGUUUAGAUGUUUUUGUUUUUCAAAAAUGUUAUCAAGCAGAAAGAAUAUUCAUCGAAUAAAUUACUCAUCUACCAGGUUCAAAAAACUUAAUCAUUUUAUUAUUUUUAUUCAUGAAACGUAUCAAUUUAUUCAGUUAUAACCUUGCAAGAUACUUAACCAACAAGUCUGAUCUUUAAGUAAAGGAUAACUAAUGUAAUCGGCUGACGAAAUGUUAUCAGUACGUUGCUUACGUAGAUUUCAUUUUGAAGUAUCAGCUUAGCAAUUAAAACAAAAAUAAAUGAGUAAAAACUGAAAAAUAGUCUGCAAUGCUGAAUUUUAUUCUUCAAUUGAACAA